GGAAACCCGUUCCCAGCACGCAUCGCUCUGAAAAUCAGGAUCUGGGUUACAUGUGUCACAAAGGCAGCUGAGCCCGUUGUUGAAACUAGGGAAGAAGGCGUUCGUGUUUCCCGAUGACUCUGCUCUCGGCUUCUGGAAGGUGUUUGUUGUCUUGCAGAAGUGGCUGGUGAAGUCCAGCCACCGAACCUUUUGAAGAAGAAGCAAGAUGGAGCUUUUCCAUAUGGGAAGCUUCAUCACCUGCUUCCUCUUCACAUGCUCUGGUGCAGCCUCCAUGUUUGGAGAAAUCGUCUCUCCAAACUAUCCUCAGGCCUAUCCCAACGAUGCUCUGGAAUCCUGGGAAAUCAACGUCCCCCUCGGCUUCGGCAUCCGCCUCUACUUCACCCACCUGGACAUAGAGCCAUCCCGAAACUGCGAGUAUGACUCUGUGAAGGUCCUGACUGGGGAUCACAUCGAAGGCCAGCUGUGUGGGCGGAAGAAGAGCCCUACGCCUGGCUCACAAAUCCUGAAGGAAUUCUAUGUGCCCCACAAUUCGCUGACCGUGACUUUUCAGUCUGACUUUUCCAAUGAAGAGCGAUUCACUGGGUUUGCGGCUUACUAUGUUGCAGUGGAUGUGAAUGAGUGCACAGAGUUCGUGGAGACAGCCUGCAGCCAUUACUGCAAUAACUACAUUGGUGGAUACUAUUGUUCAUGCCCUCCAGCAUAUUUCUUGCAUGAAGACCAGAAGACGUGUGGAGUGAAUUGCAGUGGGAACAUGUUCACUGAGCCGACUGGGGAAAUCGCCAGCCCCAACUACCCCAGCUCAUAUCCUGAGAAUUCGCACUGUGAUUACCAUGUGGUGUUGGAGCCGGGAUAUCGUGUGGUCCUGACCAUCAAGAACAAGGACUUUGACAUAGAGCCUGCUGACUCGGAAGGAAACUGUCCUGAUGCCUUAACAGUUUCCACGGGAGAUCAGCGUUUCGGCCCCUUCUGCGGCAGCACAUACGCAGGCCCUUCGGAAAUCAAGGCUCAAAGCAACAGCCUCGACAUUUUUUUCCACACAGACGAGUCCACGCAAGGCAAAGGCUGGACAUUCUACUACUUUGGAGACCCAAUACCCUGUCCACAGACUGUUACCCCAAACUCUGUUCAGGAUCCCAGACGAGACCGUUAUGUCUUCACGGAUUCUGUGAAGGUGAUCUGCAACGAAGGCUAUGAGAUUGUGCGGCCAGAAGGCAGCUUCACCUCCUUCUACUCUAGCUGUCAAAGCAAUGGAGAGUGGAGAGAUUCUCACCUCAGGUGUGAACCUGUAGAAUGUGGGGUGCCUGAUGACGUUGAAAAUGCAGAUAUCCAUUACGUAACAGGACCUGACCUGACUCAGUAUCAAGCCCAAAUCCGCUAUCAGUGCCAUGAGUAUUAUGCACCAAAGAACAAAGGAAGUGGGAUUUAUCAGUGUUCUGCCAAUGGGCAGUGGGUGGAUGAAAAUGAGAAAACAGAACUUCCUGUUUGCAUCCCAGUCUGUGGAGUUCCUCGUACCCCCAUCGGAAGCGCAGGAAGGAUUUUUGGAGGCACAAAGGCUGAUCAGGGAAACUUCCCUUGGCAAAUCUUCUUUGAAAACCCUCGAGCUAGCGGGGCUCUGAUUUCUGAACGCUGGGUGCUGACUGCCGCUCAUGUGCUGGAGGGAAACCAGAUCCCGACCAUGUACGCAGGGCUGCUCUCAGUUGGCCCACAGACGUUGCAGGCUGUCCAGCCACUCCUUGUGGACGAGGUAUUCAUGCACCCUGGGUGGGAAGAAGCUGCAGGAGAAACCCGGACGGACUUUGAUAAUGACAUUGCUCUGGUGAGGCUGAGGGAACCUGUGAAGAUGGGUCCCACCAUCUCAACGAUCUGCUUACCGGGCGCAUCCCCAGAGUAUGAUCCUCCAGAGCAGAAACUGGGCUACAUAGCUGGCUGGGGCAGGACAGCAGAUAGAAGGAGAUCCGUUGUGCUAAUGAAAGCUCACAUCCCAGUGGUGAACAUGGAUCGGUGCCGAAGCGUGAAGCCGGAGUCCUCUCUGGGCUCCUCAGCCUACAGAUUUACAGACAAUAUGAUUUGUGCCGGGGAUGGCCAAAGUGACAGCUGCAAUGGGGACAGUGGUGGAGCCUAUGCCCUUCCUGAUCCCCAUGAAGACACGCGCUAUUAUGUUGGAGGCCUUGUUUCUUGGGGACCAAAAUGUGGCACUUACGGCCUUUACACUAAGGUGGUCAACUACAUGGAGUGGAUCGCAGAGGUCAUGAGCCGGCAACCAGAAGAAGAAGAAUAGACCAGGCCAUACCGGUGCACUGCCUUAGUAUCCGAUGGCACCCACUGACUCUCUUGGCAUUGCGCUCAGGCCAUAGGGCUAAUGUGAGCUAAGAAAGUUUGGAGCCAAGGUCCACAGCAUUGCAAAUGGCAAGUGCCUGCUUUCCUCUGCCAGCUCCUAAGAGCAUCUGUUUUUUAAAAACACGUAUCUGCUUUUGUUCUUUUUAGUGGUUUCAUUUAUUUUGUCUUUGGAAAUUCCCAUCUAUCACCUACAGAACUGCCUGAGGAAAGGAAUAUUAAUUCAAUUUUCUUUAUUACACAGUCAACUGAUCUCUUUCAAUAAUACAGUACAAUCAUUAAAAUAAUUUGCUUGUCGUAUUUGAA
Molecule: messenger RNA, 2640 nt
Organism: Eublepharis macularius
Lineage: Eukaryota; Metazoa; Chordata; Lepidosauria; Squamata; Eublepharidae
Gene: C1S
Product: complement C1s
Exons: 12
Coding region: 206-2278 (690 amino acids)
Biological process (GO): proteolysis; complement activation
Cellular component (GO): extracellular region
Molecular function (GO): calcium ion binding; serine-type endopeptidase activity
Source: RefSeq, a predicted model, not a curated record